AUGGCGGAGUCCCCCGCAGGGGCCCGGGUGUCCCAGGAGGAGGAGGUGUCGGCGGCCCCGUCUGAAGAGCCCCCGUCGGAGCCAGACUCGGACAGCAGAACUGAUCGCCUCUCGUUUUGUACGAAGGUGUGCUAUGGCUUUGGCGGGGUCCCCAACCAGGUGGCCUCCAGCGCCACCUCCUUUUACCUGCAGCUCUUUCUGCUAGAUGUGGCACAGAUCCCUGCGGCCCAGGUGUCACUCGUUCUGUUUGGAGGGAAGGUGUCUGGGGCGGCUGCCGACCCCGUGGCUGGGUUCUUCAUCAACAGAAGCAGGAGAACAGGGUCUGGACGACUCAUGCCCUGGGUGCUGGGCUGCACACCCUUCAUUGCCGUGGCCUACUUCUUCCUGUGGUUCCUGCCCCCCUUCACCAGCCUGAGAGGCUUCUGGUACAUGACCUUCUACUGCCUGUUCCAGGGCCUGGCCACGUUCUUCCAGGUGCCCUACACGGCGCUCACCAUGCUCCUGACCUCCAACCCGAGGGAGCGGGACUCACUCACCGCCUACCGGAUGACCAUGGAGAUGGCCGGCACGCUGCUGGGCGCUGCAGUCCACGGGCUCAUCGUCAAGGGCGCCCACGAGCCACACUGGUGCGAUGAUGAGGCGCCCCGGGGGCCGGUCUCCGUGUCCCCCAACGCGACUCAUCUCUACUGCAUUGCAGCCGCUGUGGUGGCUGCGACUUACCCCGUGUGCAGUAGUUUGCUCUUCCUGGGGGUGAAGGAGCAACCAGACCCUUCUGCAACACACUUAGGCCAGGGCCUGAGCUUCCUGGCUGGACUGCGCCUCACUGUCCAGUACCUGCCCUACUUGAAGCUGGUGGUCUCCUUCUUGUUCAUCACGGCGGCCGUCCAGGUGGAGCAGAGCUACCUCGUCCUGUUCUGUACACACGCCUCCCAGCUACAUGACCAUGUCCAGAGUCUGGUGCUAACCAUCCUGGUCUCGGCUAUGCUGAGCACCCCAGUAUGGGAGUGGGUGCUACAUCGAUUUGGGAAGAGGAUGUCGGCCUUGGGGAUCUGUGCCAUGGUGCCUUUUGCAAUCCUGUUGGCGACGAUGCCCACUGCGCCUGUGGCCUAUGUCGUGGCCUUUGUAUCUGGCCUGAGCAUUGCUGUGUCCUUGCUGCUACCCUGGUCCAUGCUUCCAGACGUGGUGAACGACUACCAGCUGCAGCACGAGCACGGGCCAGGCCUGGAGACCAUCUUCUACUCAUCCUACGUUUUCGUCACCAAGCUUUCAGGCGCAUGCGCCCUGGGCAUCUCCACUCUCAGUCUGGAGUUUGCAGGGUAUAAGGCAGGAGCCUGCAAGCAGACAGAGCAAGUGGUGGUGACCCUCAAGAUCCUCAUCGGGGCUGUGCCCACCUGCAUGAUCCUGGCUGGUCUGUGGAUCCUCCUGGCACCCCCACACCAAAGAGGCCAAGCCAGCACACCGCACCAGCUGCGCUUUCAGAGGAGCUCGAGCUACAGCCUCAACUGAAGGUGGAGGCAGCUGUGAGCCGGAACAGGAGUCAGCGUCUGCUGGGCCCGAAUCUCCCUUUCCUCUUGGCCUCUUAGCAUUCCUACUUCACCAUUUGCACGCACGUGACCCAGCUUCUCUCUGGGAGAUGGAGUCUUCAGAGACGACUCCUGAGCAACUGCCUGACACAUGCCUGCCUAUUGACAACAGGCCUUCUCAGACAGGCCUGGUCUCCUGACUGCUCAGCUCCAGGCCACCUUUGCCUCAGAAAGCACCCCACUAGUAGCAGUUCCAGGAGAAAGUGAGCCCCCACCAAGCCUGGCCUACAGUCUCCCAGUGGGAGAACCUGGCCCGACCACCUGCUGUCCUAUCUGACAGGACAGACACUCUUGUUCCGUCUGCUGCUGCAGUGGACACCUGAGAGACAGGUGAACAGACCACGUGAAUACAGAGUGGAGCUGGUGGACAUGUGAGGAUGACUAGGACAGGCAGACAGAUGUCAUGAGGCCAAGAGACCCCAGAGAGAGAGGAUGGCGCAGCAGGGGGAUGAGAAGACUAAGCAGGGCAUGAGAGGCAUUUGUUAAGCUUGUCCCUUUGUUCAGAUAAGUGGGUGACGCUCCAUUUCCAGAAGUUGACACAGAUUGAUAUUAAACCACCAAAAGUCGAUAAUUUUUAUGAACAAACGUUAUUUUUGUGGAAAUGUUUCUAAAGUUUUAUAAAAUCCCAGGAACCACAGUUUUGUAGAGGCUUCAUCUUUGGGAAGAUUCACUGCAGCUUAUUUUUACAAAAUCAUAUU
This is a messenger RNA of Talpa occidentalis (Iberian mole), 2281 nucleotides long. It is a transcript of the gene MFSD2B, whose product is annotated as MFSD2 lysolipid transporter B, sphingolipid. Gene Ontology annotation, molecular function: symporter activity; sphingolipid intramembrane carrier activity. The transcript is spliced from 14 exons. The record is from RefSeq and is a predicted model, not a curated record. Gene Ontology annotation, cellular component: membrane. Gene Ontology annotation, biological process: carbohydrate transport. Lineage: Eukaryota; Metazoa; Chordata; Mammalia; Eulipotyphla; Talpidae. Bases 1 to 1506 code for a protein of 501 amino acids.